AUGGUUAGAAAUUGGCUUUUGAACCGUCAUAACUUAUUAGACUUGUAUGUGCUCUCACUGGCUGACAAUCAAGGCCAAUUUCAGUCAAUAUUUCACUUUUUAUUUUCAAAUUUCGAAAAAGUUACCUCUGCAAGUUAUUCUUUUGUUUAGAUUGCUUUUGAGCCAAACCUAUUUCCAUUUCAGGAAUCACGCGGCCGAAACUCUGUAUGGAUGGAAAGACCACGAAAUCAUUGGCCAAAGUGUAACUAAAAUCCUAACUGCUCAGGAAAAUUAUGUAUCUCUACAAAAAAUUCUGGAAAGGGUGGUUUCAGGAGUUCCAUGGUCUGGGAAGUUUCCUUUCAAAAAGAAAUCUGGUGAAGUAAUUAUGGCAUUGGUAACAAAAACUCCUCUUUAUGAGGAUGGUGAGCUUGUUGGUGUUAUAACUGUUUCAAGUGAUGCGGCUAUAUUAAAAUGUACAAAUUCAGAAAAUCAAACAUACAAAUCUGCUAACAAUGGCCAACCUGGAGUAAGGAGGUUAAACUUUAAAAGAAUUCAGUGGCCUCCACGACCAACGAUUGCACCAAUGCCGCAGAUUGCUUCAUCUGUUUCCAAUCUGGUUCUCAUUAGUGCAUCAAAGCUUCUCCCACUGCUGCAUAGUACUGAUGACACAGUUUCCAAGAAGACUUCGACAGAUGCUGUCGCAGGUGAUGAAAAGCUAGAGAAGCGUGGCAUAUAUGAAACAAAACCUAAUUCCAGACAUUUCCGUAAAGAAAACACAAUUGUCACGGAGGCCUCUGAGGAGAAUGAGUCUACUGCAGAAUUUGGCCAACCUUCUAAAAUUGCAGCCAAGCUUCAAACUGGGGUACGUGCAAAAUAUGGGAAGGAUAAUGGAAAUAUGAAAAAUAAUUGUGCAGAUGAUAAUUCGGGAAGCAAUAGAAUGAAUUAUGAAAAUGAUUCAUCUGGAGGUUUAGUUCCAUUAAAAGGAUACCAGGAUGUUGUUAAUGGAGCAGAUAAAGAACUAAAUCUUCAGAAAUGUAAUUCUUCACUUGCAAUGAAGAGAGCGGAAACAACCGCGUGUGCAUCUAGAGCUUCCACUGUUUCCAAAGAUUAUUCUGGUAAGCCUCUCUCUGGGGAGUGGUGUGAAUUUUUGGAUUCUCCCAUUCCCCAUACCCAUUGUUAAGA
Vigna umbellata (rice bean) is the source of this 1161-nucleotide messenger RNA. The record is from RefSeq and is a predicted model, not a curated record. Lineage: Eukaryota; Viridiplantae; Streptophyta; Magnoliopsida; Fabales; Fabaceae.